GUGCCGCUGCGACAGGAGAGGACCAGGCGAGCAACUCGCGGCGGCUGAACUGAGCAUGCGCCGGCGGAGCCCGCUGACUACAGAGCCUCAGUCAAGAUAUUUUUGAUGGCACGACAAAUCAGCAGGAAGACACAAAGAGGUACUAUGUAACUAGACACCAGAUCAACUCUGCUUAUGGAAUACAUUUUCAGUAAGAUGUAUGGAUCUAUUUUUCCCUUGUUCAUAUAUAUAGAUCAUGAGACUUGACUGAGGCAAUAUUCAUAGCAUCCAUCCAUCUAUGGCGAACUACAGCCAUGCAGCUGACAACAUUUUACAAAAUCUAUCCCCUUUAACAGCAUUUUUGAAACUGACUUCGCUGGGUUUCAUCAUAGGAGUCAGUGUGGUGGGUAACCUCCUGAUCUCCAUUUUGCUAGUCAAAGAUAAGACCUUGCAUAGAGCGCCCUACUACUUCCUGUUGGAUCUUUGCUGCUCAGACAUCCUCCGAUCUGCCAUUUGUUUCCCAUUUGUUUUCACGUCGGUGAAAAACGGCUCUUCUUGGACGUAUGGGACUCUCACUUGUAAAGUGAUUGCCUUCUUGGGGGUCCUAUCCUGUUUCCACACCGCUUUCAUGCUGUUCUGCAUAAGCGUCACCAGAUACUUAGCGAUUGCCCACCACCGCUUUUAUACAAAAAGGCUGACCUUUUGGACUUGCUUGGCAGUUAUUUGUAUGGUGUGGACCCUAUCUGUAGCGAUGGCUUUCCCUCCCGUUUUGGAUGUGGGCACCUACUCGUUCAUUCGGGAGGAAGACCAAUGCACCUUUCAGCAUCGUUCCUUCAGAGCCAAUGAUUCUCUGGGAUUUAUGCUGCUUCUUGCUCUUAUCCUUCUAGCCACACAGCUUGUCUACCUCAAGCUGAUCUUUUUUGUUCAUGAUCGCCGGAAAAUGAAGCCAGUUCAGUUUGUGGCAGCGGUGAGCCAGAACUGGACGUUUCAUGGUCCUGGAGCCAGUGGUCAAGCAGCUGCUAACUGGCUGGCUGGAUUUGGAAGGGGUCCCACGCCACCUACCUUGCUGGGGAUCAGGCAAAAUGCCAACACCACAGGCAGGAGAAGGCUACUUGUCUUGGAUGAGUUCAAAAUGGAAAAGCGCAUUAGUAGAAUGUUCUAUAUCAUGACAUUCCUCUUUCUAACCUUGUGGGGUCCCUACUUGGUAGCCUGUUACUGGAGAGUUUUUGCAAGAGGGCCUGUGGUUCCAGGGGGAUUUCUAACGGCUGCUGUUUGGAUGAGUUUUGCCCAAGCUGGAAUCAAUCCUUUUGUCUGCAUUUUCUCCAACAGGGAGCUGAGGCGCUGUUUCAGCACAACCCUUCUUUACUGCAGAAAAUCCAGGUUACCAAGGGAACCUUACUGUGUUAUAUGAGGGAGCAUCUGCAAAUCUUUAGCCUUGUGAAAACACUACCCUUCUCUGCUAAGCAAUGGUGGCCUGUUGCCAUAUCUUGAGAAGAAGAAAAAAACUCAAGAAUGGGAUGACAGCAGUUGUAAGGAUUUGGGCAACAACGUUCUGCAGUCUUUUGCAAUAGCUCAUCUCUUAAUCCUAUCUUAAAACCUAAACUUGUUCCUGCUGACCACUCAUGAAGGUUUGUAAUUAAAAGAAUACAGGACUGAACCACUGCCCUAAAAAUGCUUUUUGAUGUGGUUGAUACCUAGGGAAUGAUUCAGAGAGUAGCAGGUGCUAAAUAUAUCAGCACUAAAUGCUGUAUAUAUCACUACGUAAAAGUAAGACCAUCAUAAAAAGAUUAGCAUUGGACAUCUGAAUCAGUUAAGUUUGACAUGAGGUUAAUGUGUUGAUGAAACUUAUUUUAGACACUGGAUGACCUUUAAAUCAUUUCAUACUAUUAUUGUUUUGCAAAGACUAACAUUUGGGGACUGUGUUCAGGUCCUGUAACUGAUGGGAGAUGUGCCAUGUAAGACUGGAUUAUCACCCCCACUCUGUUUGCCUUGUGAGUUCUGGGGAGCAUUCCAAAGCAGUGUUUUCUUCUUUGUUGUUCCAAUAAGACUUUAUUUUUCU
Molecule: messenger RNA, 2038 nt
Organism: Euleptes europaea (tarantolino)
Lineage: Eukaryota; Metazoa; Chordata; Lepidosauria; Squamata; Sphaerodactylidae
Gene: GPR85
Product: G protein-coupled receptor 85
Exons: 2
Coding region: 278-1390 (370 amino acids)
Biological process (GO): G protein-coupled receptor signaling pathway
Cellular component (GO): plasma membrane
Molecular function (GO): G protein-coupled receptor activity
Source: RefSeq, a predicted model, not a curated record